This is a messenger RNA of Porites evermanni, 5159 nucleotides long. The record is from the annotation of a GenBank genome assembly. Lineage: Eukaryota; Metazoa; Cnidaria; Anthozoa; Scleractinia; Poritidae.
CAGUUGGCUGCAGCAUCAAACGACUGUCCCCCAUUACAAUACUAUAAUGGUGCAUCAUGUGCACCAUGCUCAACUUGUCCUCGAGGAUUCGGUGUUAAGACCCAAUGUUCAGCCCUGAAAGAUACAGAGUGUCAAGAGUGUUGGCCUGGAUAUGAUUAUUCAGGGACAAAUGAUAUGACGCCGUGUAUUAAGUAAGUCAGAACUAACGCAAUAGAUGCAUUCAGUGUUAUGAGAUUGUUGGCGAGUUUAUGUCCUUGUAUUGUUGCUUGAGGUUGUUCAUUCUACUGCGAAGAUCAUGUUCAGUUUCAAAUACUGUAAUGAUAGACUGCGAAUAAUACGCUCAUUUUUUUCUCAGGGAUAGUAAAGUGAGCGAGAUACGUCAGAGCGCACGUGAUAUUUUCUUCCUAUUAACCCCCUGACCAACCUCGAAGCCCCUUGCAAACGGACGCAACAUUGUUGGCCAAGACCUUUCAACAUUGUUGGAUGAUACUACUUAUUGUGUCCCUUUGCACAUCCUGUUGCAUGUCGUUGCAUCUGUUUGGACACCAUUGCAACACUUGCGGCAACCAAGUUUGGAGUUGUUGCCUCCGUUUGCACAUAGCUUAACGGCCUUCCCUCCGCAUGUAGCCUCUCAUAUAAAAAUGGUAAUUCUAAAGAAUAUUGGCGUCAUUUGCUUACUAUACUACCAAAAAGGAAAGCCGGUCAGGGUUUACUCAAAUACUGUCUCACAGAUAGUUACAAUGAAGAAAUAACAAGGUAUCCAGUUUCACUCUUCUCUAGCCUUUUCCUAAUUUUUUCUUAACUUUGAUUUUUCCCCAAAAAUCAUUUUCAGGAGCCUUUUAACAUCAGGGUCUUUCUUCGUUUCACAGAUGUAUUAACGACCGUUCAAAUUGUCCCGAUGAAAAUUUUAAGGUGAUAAGGAAGUGUACAAUAUAUUCCCCAACUCUCUGCAGUGGUUGUGACGAGGGAAACUAUUUCGACAAUAGUACAGGAUUAGACGGGGGAUGUGUGGAGUGUUCAAAGUGCGCCAUUGACGAAGUGGAGACACAAAAGUGUAGCACUGCACAUGACCGAAAAUGUGAAAAGAAGCCAUCGACUACGAGUGAAAUAUGGGCCCCAAGUAAGUAUAACUAAACGCAAACAAAGGAAACUGGCAUAGUCUGUCCCUUUUCUUUUUAGUCUUUGCCAACUUUCUAAGUCCACUUGCUGAUGGAGACAGGUAUUUUGUUCUUUAAAUCAUCAGUUAUUCAAAAAUAUUUCUCCGUGUCUGAUUGGCUCAAAUGCCCCGGCUAAUUCUCUCUAACCAACUAGCGUUGACCAAAUUUGGAAGACGUUUGCGGUAUCUCGUAAAAUGACGUAAUUUGAAUAGCACAUGAUAUUGUCAGAGAAAGGAACAGUAGCAUAGAAGCCCUGAGGACGAGGUUGCGUUAGCUUUGCUGUUUUGGUAGAGCUGGAGAAUAUGGCAGAAAAUUAUGCACUUUUUUUAAAGAAGUAACGUUGUGCCUUUAAACUUAGUAAGAACAGUGAAAAUAUAACUCGGCGGUUGGUAACUGCUGCUUGAGUAUAAAUAGCUAGACUAAACAUCUCUUAGCUUUCUAUCCUGAGUUUACCGAGGAACGGGCAAAUGAAGACGGGAACUUGACCGACCGAAAAAUCCACCGGCGUCGAAAGCUUGGUACCCAUAUUCCCUGGUCGGUUUUUGGGGUGCGAAAUGUCGAUAUUUCAUAAGUAUGGCCGCGGCGAGUAGAACAAAGUCUGAAAAUGUUUAUAACCGUGCUGGUAAACGAAAGCCUAUGGGAAAAUCACUGUCAAUAUGUCCUGGUCACUUACAAAUUAACGAGGGAAAUCGUCAGUAAAUCGUGAGAUGAUAGAAAGAGUGUAUAAAGGUUUCUGCAGCCAAAUUUUACCGUUUACAAAUUGAGGGCUGUGUCAACAAGGCUGUGCACCUUCUAGGGGACCCAACGAGUUCUUUCUAUAAGGUAAUACCGUGUGGAGGAGCAGAUACUGCCUAGAAAUUAAAGCUCAGGAAUUCGAAAGGCCAAAAAAAACACCCUGGAUAACUGUCCUAUUCAUCUGAGAUAUCAGUGUUUUUUUUUUUUCCUACUCAAACUUACCUGAUUUUUGGAGGUUGUGUUGCACGUUGUUCACAUUUUGUUACCACGCUAUUGCGAUUACUGUUUGCAAAGGUAUCCCGAAAAUUUCGUUAUAAAGACGAAACGCUCCCUAAAAUCUUGUAAUUGAAAGUACGGCUACUCCAUGUCCUCCAACUUUCGACCGGCCCCUUUAGAGUGGCUACCAAUUUCAAAUGAGACGAAAAAUCACUUAAAACUUUCGAGACGAUCAAGACACUGAUCCCAUUCAGAUAAAUUGUUUUUUAAGGGCAGCGCCAAAUGAACAAAACACGCUUCUACAAAAUAGAGAAAACCAGUGGAACACGUUUGACGUUUUAUCUUAACAACCUAAGCUUUAUUUGCUUGACUAUAUGAAGUUACAGUAUUGUAAAACCUUUACGAUAAAGUUACAAUUAAUACUAAAAAUUGAUAGGUAUAAUAAGACAAUCAAUGAUUACAAUGCAAAACAUUCAAAACAUUCGGUCGUUGGGUGCUCCUAAUAUUCAUACCACUGAUCUGUCAGCAUCAGGUACAGCUGGUCAAACAGAAAUCACCAAGACAGCGAGCGUUCCCAGUAGCAAGAAUAUUGAUCGGAUUGAUUGGACACAGGCCUCCACUACGGAACGUCCGGAUCCCGAAGAGAGAACCUCAGGGAGCAAAACAUUAGUUUGGGGACUUCUAUCCGGUUUCCUAGUAUUACUGGCUGCAGGUGUCGCUAUUGCGAUCCUAUUACGUUGGAUUAGAAGAAGAAGAAAUAGAAGAAGAAGAAGACGUAAGAAGAACGAAGACUCCAAUGGUUCGGCUCAUCAGUCCACUCCAUUAAUGCAGCAGCGUAAGUAAAUAAAUAACAAAUUAACAUAAAGGGCAUAUAAUUUUCUUAUUUUCUUUCUGUGAAGCGUUUAAUAUUGAAAGCAAAUAUAAAUUACUCGUUAUUUCACAUUAUACAGUCAAAAAGAAUCAUUGUGGAGGGUCACAAAUAUUUGAAAGACCCGUAGACAAUACUUUGUUAAAUAUUAAAUGGUAAGUAAUAAGUCAUAUCAGACUUAAAACAUUUUGAACUAUUUUCAGAUAAAUGCAAGUUGUCAGUGUGUUUUUGAGAACAUAGGAAUUGUUUUUUUUCUCCAAUCAAGGGAAUAAAUUUUUCACUGAGGAGCCAGAGGUCCGUGAAGGUCAGCUGAAAUAGUGAGAUUUGAGAUAUUUCAAAGACUUUUUUACGGCUAAUGUCAAUCUACGUGACGGCCUAAAAAAGGGUAGGCAGUUUGACGGCUGUCGGUUGACUGCUAUGAGACCCCCAUGAAAACCGUAUUAAACGGCAGCCAUGUUGGUGUCCCAAACCAAUUUAAACCUUUUUCUAAUUAAAUAAUAUAAACUUUUUUGUUGACAAAAAUUUUGCGUAACUGCUGGCCAUGUGAGUGUGAAAAGAUGGCUCCAUAUGAACCAAACCAAGCAUAUCCUCACUAUAAGAUUGAAUUCUGAAUCAACUAUAAGAUGGAUUCAAGGUAAGACAACGCUAUAAGUUCAUGCUUAGAGAGCGUUCGGUCUGACACAUAACUAAACUUUCUGUUAAUCGAUUCACUUAUAUAGGAAUAGAAUCAACAACUUUUUUAAAAACCGUAAAAUUCCUUAAUUGUUUCACUGGAUAAGAUUACCCUGUAGUUGCCAAUUUUAUAUAAAUGCUAGGCCCUCAAUAUUCUUAAAAAAUCUUUCAUUUCACUUUAUUAUUUUUUAACUUUCAUAGCUGAAAGAAAUGUUAACGUUAUCACAAUAAUAAUGUCUUUAUUUUUCUUUUUUCUUUCCUUCUUAGAUGGGUUGGAUACAUUAAUUUCAAACAUCAAAACUGCUGAUAGAAAGUUCAUAACCAUGCACCUCAACGAAAAGGAUACUCAUGGUAAAUUUCCUUUUUUUUUUUUUUCAAUUUUUAGGGUUUAAUGCUCUCUUUAUGGGUAUAUUUGACGAAAUUGAAGUCGCGAUGGUCGCUAUAUGUUUGAUGAAACGACGAUCGUAGAGAUUAAUUAAGUGAGCGAUGGCAUUGCAAUUCUGAUCAAUUUUGACGGCGUUAGUCGUGCGAUGGCGGCAAAGAAUCUCCAAAAAGUGUGCUAACAAGUUUAGGGUUAUUGUUUUGCUUAUUAAAUCCCUUUUUCUUUUAAUUCUCUCGUUUCGUCGUCGUCGUCAAUUCAUGCGACGAUUGUGUUGAAAAUCAGGCGGUGAUUUGAUGGAAGCUCGCGACCAAAAAAUGUACCCAUAGAGAGGCCUAUGGUUUAUGCGAUCAGAUACCACUUUGUUAAAGCUAGACUUACACAGUUUGCAGUGUGGAGAGCUGAGAAAUGAUGAUUAAGUCUUGCGGGCUGUCAAGGUCUUACAGAGAGUCCCAAUUACGUUAUUUUUGGGGAACACUCAUCGUAUAGGAAAGUCACAGGGGUCAAACGGAUUUUUUUUCUUAGUAUUAGACAGUGUUUACUUAGUCUUGUUGGACUGAUUGGUUCUAUAUUCCCAAUUUUAUACAUUAUAACUUGUUGCUCCUACAGUUCCGCUUCCCUCAGUCCUUUAAGCUCUUAAAUCCAAGGCUUUAAAUAUUUAAAUAAUUCCUCUAUACAGUAUACUGAUUUAAUGACUCGAGAUGCAGAUAAUACACAAGGGUUUUUAGAGUUGUCGGCUGUUUUGUGUGCAGUAAGUAAAGUAUCUGUGCAGCUGAAGAGGUUUCAUUCGCAUUAUUCAAAAGUCUUUUGCACUCAACCAAGAUUCCUCGUAUAUUUAAAUACUUUAAGUUGUACUCUUUUCAUUUUAGGGUAUCACUACUGGAAAUUUGUUGCCGACCACGUUGGAUUAAAGGAAGAAAAAAAAAACUGGGAACAAUCGGAUAAUCCAGCAGAGAAAUUUCUACAGGCGUUCUCUGUGAAGGAACACAGCACAAUCGGAAAGCUCAUUGAGGCGUGCGGGGAAGAGGCUGGUCUGACACUCCUUGUUAGUGAGCUGAAAAAAAAAAUUUCAGCAGCAAACCAGAGUGGAAGCGUUGAAAAUUUGGCUCCGAACGGAUCUACAUGGGUGUAA